This is a messenger RNA of Phymastichus coffea, 1070 nucleotides long. RefSeq lists its product as uncharacterized. The transcript has 3 exons. The record is from RefSeq and is a predicted model, not a curated record. Gene Ontology annotation, cellular component: plasma membrane. The coding region runs from base 1 to 837 and encodes 278 amino acids. NCBI's taxonomy places the organism in Eukaryota, Metazoa, Arthropoda, Insecta, Hymenoptera, Eulophidae. Gene Ontology annotation, molecular function: odorant binding; olfactory receptor activity. Gene Ontology annotation, biological process: sensory perception of smell; detection of chemical stimulus involved in sensory perception of smell.
AUGGAAGUGUUACCCUUGCCAUUUCAUAUCUUAACCGUUUGCGGCUUUUGGUCACCUCAAAGUCUUAACACGGUUUUUAAAAAAUGUCUGUAUAAUAUAUUUUCAUUUAUCAUGUAUUUCUUAAUUUCUUCAUUCACAUUAAGUCAUUUAGUAGAAAUAAUAAUGAGUGCAAACAAUUUCGAAGAGUUAACAGGAAAUUGUUUCAUGGUUUUAUCUAUGCUUAAUGUUUGUUGUAAAAUGACAAACAUUUUAUAUUUUCGUAGCGACAUUCUUCAAUUAUUGAAAAAUCUAUCUAGUAGUCGCUGUAGAGCACAAAAUAUAGAAGAGCAAAAUCUACUACAGAAAUUUCACGAGAAGGCCAGAUUUGUUACAUUGUGCUAUGCAUCUUUGACGGAGACCACGUGCAUAUUAAUAACAGCUCGAACAUUUUUUGUCAGUGUUAACAGAAUUUUGCCUUUUAAAGCUUGGAUACCCUAUAAAAUAACAUCAAGCAGUAUUUAUUGGAUAACCUUUUUUCAUCAAACAAUAGCCCACGUUGGAGCAGCUAACCUGCAAAUUGCUAAUGAAACUUUAAUAUGCUGGUUGAUGAUACAAGCAUGUUCUCAAUUAGAAUUAUUAAAAUAUCGAUUAAAAAAAAUAACAAAGUCUAAUACCAUUUUCGAUAACAAUAAUUUUCUACGCUCAAGAAAUAGUAUCUCGACCUACUCCUAUUCUUCACUCUAUUCAAAAAAUACACUUGUUGAAUGUGUGAAACAUCAUCGCUGCAUAAUGAAAUUCUUAAAACAUCGUACUCAGUUUUUAAUCUUCUUCAACAAACAUCUGUAUAAUAGUAAAUAAUUUGACAUCUCUUUAUAUAAGAACAUUUUUAGAAUGGACUAAAAAUUAAGGCACGAUAAAAUAUAGGUACAAAACAAUUAUUAACAUUCAUGCGCUGGCUUUGUAAUAAAUAGAAAUAUUAAUUUUUUAAGUUGAUUUUUUAUAUUCAAAAAUCCGUAUAGAAAUUUAUUAUAAAAUAGAUUCGAUUAUAUAUUAUUAUAUUAUGAAAUUAAAAACAAAUUUAAUAUUUAGUG